Messenger RNA from Exaiptasia diaphana, 1000 nucleotides. RefSeq lists its product as uncharacterized. The transcript has 4 exons. The annotation marks the transcript as partial. The record is from RefSeq and is a predicted model, not a curated record. NCBI's taxonomy places the organism in Eukaryota, Metazoa, Cnidaria, Anthozoa, Actiniaria, Aiptasiidae.
UGCUGAAGUACAAGAAAUGGAAAAUCUACCGACAAAUAGUCAGCAUCAUUCAAAGAGAUUACAAUUACACAAUGCAUUCUAUGCGCUUGUAAGCGUCGUCAGUCAAACUGGGCAAAUUGCAACCUUGCCUUUAUGGAUCGACUCGGGUCUACCGAGUAACGCUACGGUCUCUAACAGUACAGAUGGAUUUCGACCGUUCAUGGACGAAACUUUCGUUACAAUCUUCACAGGAUUCUUUCUUGUGGUAGUUUAUGGCGUAAUGCUGGCUGUCAAAGCUUUUAUCUCCGGCAAAAAUUGCCAAAGAUUUAAUUUCAAACUGAUUCCUUCAAGACAACUGGUAUUGACUAGUUUAUGUGGUUCUGUCGCUGCCAUUUUGACGAUGUUUUCUGCAAGUGGAAAAAGAACAGCACCUUAUCUUCAAUCAAUACUACUGAACAGUACUAUUCCUGCAACAGUUGUGCUAAGGUAUUGUAUUCUGAAAAAGUCACCAACCAGAAAAAAACUAAUUUGUGCCACAGUUACAGUUUUGUCACUAUUUGUGUGUCUUUUACCGUCCAUUGUUCCUAAAAUUGAUCCAAAGUCCAAUCAAGGCAAUGUGCAAGGUGGCGCCAAGGGAUUUGCUAAAGUCAUUUGGCCUUUGAUUUUCAUUAUCGCUUUUAUUUUCCAGGCCCUAACGUACAUUGCUUCAGAGAAAUUGCUUCAAUCUACAAGAAGCCUGACUGUAGUCAGUGUGUUGUUCUUAAUGCAGUGCUUGAUGUUUGUCUUYACGUURUCKUCRAUAUUUUUAGAUGCUCUUCCAUUUUUUGGAAAUGUAGAUAACUUGGCCAAAGUCGCUUUAAACUUGUCCUUUGGUGUACGUUGUUUCUUUGGUARCGGUGGUUGUUCGUUUUACCCAGCGCURUAUGGCACCCUUUUYCUUGUGUGCACUAGUGGUUUYGCGCUCGGAUCAUCGUGUCUUCUUCGCUACUCUGAAGGAGCCACUUACAUGGCAGUUGUACUG